Ostertagia ostertagi is the source of this 2199-nucleotide messenger RNA. NCBI's taxonomy places the organism in Eukaryota, Metazoa, Nematoda, Chromadorea, Rhabditida, Trichostrongylidae. The record is from the annotation of a GenBank genome assembly.
AUGGCGCAUGUUAAAGCCAGUAAGGUGCGAUAUGUAAUCUGGUCAAAGAACAUGGAGUAUGGAGCGCUGCUUUCCAAGCAUACCCUCACGCUCAUAAAUCGAAAAUUGGAGGUGCUGUGCUCGCAACAAGAGUCUACACGCGUGAAAAGUGGUGCUUGGGACGAUGACGGCGUUUUCUUGUACACUACUAGCAAUCAUAUCAAGUAUGCUCUGACUGCUGGAGAUUGUGGCAUCGUUCGUACUCUCGACUUGCCCCUUUAUGUCCUAGCCGUUCGUGGUAACAUCUUGUACUGUUUGAAUAGAGAGGCGACACCCGUCGAGGUGCCGAUUGAUCCAACGGAGUAUCGAUUCAAAUUGGCGCUGAUUAAUCGACGCAUUGAUGAGGUGCUGAAUAUGGUGAAGAGCUCAACAUUGGUUGGCCAAUCGAUUAUCAGCUAUCUAGAGAAGAAGGGUUAUCCCGAAAUUGCACUGCAUUUCGUGAAGGACGAGCGAACUCGUUUUGGUCUUGCUCUUGAGUGCGGAAAUCUCGAUGUGGCUCUCGAGGCAGCCAAGAUUUGCGAUGACAAGUCUAUAUGGGAGGCCCUGGGUGAGGCAGCUCUGAUUCAGGGUAAUCACCAGGUCGUUGAGAUGGCCUAUCAAAGGACAAAGAACUUCGAAAAGCUGUCGUUCCUUUAUCUUGUUACCGGCAACAGCGAGAAAUUGUCAAAGAUGAUGAAGAUUGCUCAGAUGAGGAAUGAUGCUCACGGCCAUUACCAAACGGCCCUGUAUCUCGGGGACAUCGAGGAAAGAAUUAAAGUACUGAAAGGUGUUGGACAAACAUCACUUGCCUAUCUGACUGCAGCAACCCAUGGUCACGAGGAAGAAGCGAAUCUCUUGCGGGCUGAACUAGAAUCUAAAGGACAAACUAUUCCUCCUAUUGAUCCUAACGCUAAACUUUUAGUUCCACCUCCACCGAUCUGCAAGCUGGAGGAAAACUGGCCUCUGCUUGCAACUGCACGAGGUCCGUUCGAACUACUCGGUCUUGUUCCUCCAAGCAAAGCCGGAGCAGGAGUUUCUCACAAGCCGGCAGCGGCUGCGUUUGCUGUUGCGGAUGAUCUUGAGAUGGAGGAAGGUGGCGCAUGGGGAGAGGAAGGAGACUACCUUGUUGGUGAAGAUGGAGAAAUUGAAGUUGAUGAUGAUGACAUUCUUGCUGGCACUGCUGAAGAGGGAGAAGCAGGGUGGGAUGUCGAGGACGAUUUGGCGAUUCCCGAUGUACCUGUAGGAGCUGGAGCUGAAGACGUUGUUGUACCGAACCGUGCCCAGCCUCCACCUUCACAUUGGCCGGCCAACAGCCGGCUUGUGGCAGAUCAUGUAGCAGCAGGAUCGUUCGAAUCUGCGCUUCGUCUGCUCCACGAUCAGCUCGGUGUUGUGAAUAAGAAGCCCUCACGUGUCACAUUCACUGCAUUGCCAAAUACUAAAGUGCUUUUUGGAUACCCUCUGAGAAAUUGGCAGGAAGCGUCUGGAAAGAGUGGUCUGCCAGCAGUUACGGUAACUUUAGCCGAUUUGGCUGCGCGACUUCAAGGGUGCUAUCAUAUGACAACCGCUGGUAAAUUUGCCGAUGCUAUCGACAAGCUUCGUAAAAUUCUUCUAUUCGUUCCGAUGCUCGUCGUCAGCUCGAAGCAAGAGGUAGCUGAGGCUGAACAGCUCAUCGAAAUAUGUAGAAAUUAUUUGGUUGGGCUACUGAUGGAGACGGCAAGAAAGGAAAUACCAAAGACCUCACCGGCUGAAUUGAAACGAAAUGCCGAAAUGUUGGCAUACUUCACGCAUUGUGAACUUCAGCCGGUGCAUCGGAUUCUAACGCUAAGAACAGCAAUAAAUGCGUUCUUCAAGUUGAAGCAGAUGCGAACUUGUGCAUCGAUGUGUAAACGACUUCUGGAACUUGGUCCGAAGCCCGAUGUUGCCGCUCAAGUCAGAAAAGUGCUCGCAGCAGCUGAACAGGACAAUAAGGAUCCCAAUCAGUUGGCCUACGACGAGCACAAUCCAUUCGUUGUUUGUUCGCGUAACUUUGUACCAUUAUACCGUGGAAAACCUCAAUGCAAAUGCCCAUUCUGUGGAGCGUCGUUCUCUGUUGGUCUGGAGGGUACCGUAUGUGAUGUGUGUCAGGUAGCCGAAAUUGGAAAGGAUGUGAUCGGGCUUCGAAUUUCCACCCUACAAAAAUAG